Messenger RNA from Caenorhabditis angaria, 723 nucleotides. The record is from the annotation of a GenBank genome assembly. NCBI's taxonomy places the organism in Eukaryota, Metazoa, Nematoda, Chromadorea, Rhabditida, Rhabditidae.
AUGUUUCAUCGUUUCUUUCUAGCACUCUACGAUUUUUCUAGACAUUUUAAGGUUAGUUAUAAUUUUAUAACUUCAAACCAUAAAUAAAUACGUUUAGACUCGCCGUGCUUAUUGUGCAGUUUCUCUAAUAAAUUAUUCAGUCGAUCUUAUUUUGAUAUCAUGGAUGUUUGUAAAAUCUCCAAUAUUUCUUGAUGUUCUUUUCUGUGUAACUUCUGCUUUAAUCGGAAUUUCAAUAACUGGAUUAUAUUUGAAAAGACCAUCUGUUAUGCUACCUGAUAUACUAUAUAAGGUGAGUACCUAAAACUUGUUUUUUAUUGAUCUGUCAUUUUAUAGAUAAUUGUUUCUGGAUGUGCACUCUUCAAUGCAAUUUUAGACGUCGAAAAUGAAACUACAGGAUCUUCUAUUAGGCUUCUAAUGGUUUUGAUUGCGCUUUUAUCGCAUUUUUAUGAAAACUAUUUUCUAUUCAAUGCAAUUUCUGCUCUUUAUCGUGAACAAGAUGGUUUGGAUUCAUCAAGACCGCCUCCAAGUUAUAAUCUAUUUGCAAAAAGUGCCCCAAUUCCACAAGCAAAUGCUCGAAAAACAGUUGAAGUGAAACCCAUAGAAAUAGAAGAAGGAAGAGGAGGUGAAGAAGCAGAAGAAGAACAACCGAGAUGUUCAACACCUCCACCUCCAUCUUAUGAAUUUGCAAUGGAACGGAUUAAAGAGCAAUCUCGAAUUGUAUGA